ACAUGUGAGCAUCUCUGAAAUCCAAUAAUAUACUUCCUUUCGUAAGGCAGAUAAAGAACUGGUUGCACAGCCGUUGUUUUUGGUGCUGCAUCUCAUAUUUCUUGUGUGAAUGCUUUAAAAGAACAGUGUAUGGCAAGGCAGCUUAUCAUUCUGCAGAAACACAUCAACUGUGCUAUUGAAAAAGGAUGAGAAACAGAGUAUCCUUUAGAUUCUAUUAUCUUAGCGCAUUUAUCAUUUCAUUGAACUAUUCUUUUGCUGUAGAAAUGUCCACCAAAUUCCCACUGAAUACUUCUUUUGGUGUCAAAAUGUAUUUUCAUUUUCAGCCAGUUGUGUUUCUUUUGCAACACUUUCUUCUCGCUAUUAUCUAGUGAUUUAGGAAUAGGGGAAAGAAUCAUGUGAUUUGUUUGCCAUUGAUAGUGGUCUUGACAGGUAACUAGCAUGUGCUGUUAUAUAACUUGGUUACACGACUCGAAAUCUCAUGUCAGGUAACUACUAGCACUGGUUUUUCUCUCUAUUGCAACCGUUCUAGUGACUGUCCGUUGCAUGUAUUAGAUACAGGAGUUGCUCAAGAAAUGCAGUCCUAGGAAGUACAAAUAUCAAAUGUAGUUAAAAAUGAUUCUCUUGUUUGGUAGAUGUAUAUGAUAAGUACAAAGCCCUAUAGAUAUUAGUUUUUAAUCAAAACCUCUCUGUAUCUCAUGAAUAACCUAAGUGCCAGUUCAGCCCUUUAACAGGUAAAGACUGCUCACAUUUCUUGACCUUGGUUCUUUUAAGAUAAUCCUAUGCUCAUUAUUUUUCUUGAUCUUUAUCUGAAGAAGGCGAAUACACGCGUCAUGGUCUUGUCUCUUGCAUAUGCAAUUCUAGCUUCUUCUUAUGAAUUUUCAAACAUGAUGCAACCUUAUUUACUCGUUUACAUGCAAGCAGCCGAAAUGAAAAAGAGAGCCGUUACAAAAAUUGAAACAGAGAAUCCGGAAGAUAACUCCUAUGUGUCACAUGCUCCAUGUGUUUCCUUAGAACCUUUAUAUAACAACCUUUCCAUAAACACAUUUCUAAAUUCAAAAGAACAGAAGCGAGAAAAAAAAAUGAUGAGAGGAUAUGCGUUUAUUAUAGUUGCAGUGGUGGCGUCUGUUAUAAUACAGCAGCCUGAGUUGGUGAACGGACAAGCUAGAGUUCCUGCCAUGUUUGUGCUCGGAGACUCGCUGGUCGAUGUUGGGAACAACAACUUUCUAGUAGCAUCCAUAGCUAGAGCCAAUUACUUCCCUUAUGGUAUAGACUUGAACUUACGUCCUACUGGCAGGUUUAGUAACGGCAUGAACUUCAUUGACUUGCUUGCUCAGUUGUUAGGAAUCUCAUCGCCUCCUCCCUUUGCGGAUCCAACCACAUCAGGCAACAGAAUCCUUGGAGGAGUUAACUUUGCAUCUGCAGCUGCUGGCAUCCUUGAUGAAUCAGGCCAAAACUAUGGAGAUAGAUUCACCAUGAACCGGCAAGUGUUGAACCUAGGGACGACCCUAAGCCAGUUAAGAACAAUGAUGAGUCCCCAAAACUUAACGGAUUACUUGGCAAGAUCGCUUGUGAUUCUCGUUUUUGGAAGCAAUGACUAUAUCAACAACUACCUUAUGCCUAGUCUCUACUCCUCCAGCCUCAGAUACAGACCGCCUGAGUUCGCUAACUUACUUCUCAGUCAAUACGCUAGACAACUUCUUACUCUAUACAGCCUAGGUCUAAGGAAAAUAUACAUAACUGGAGUAGCGCCACUAGGCUGUAUACCAAACCAAAGAGCCACAAGCGUUGGACCACCCGGGAGAUGCGUUGACGCAGUGAACGAGAUACUAGGAACAUUUAACCAAGGGAUAAAAUCAAUUGUCGACCAGCUGAACCAAAGGUUACCUGGAGCCAUCUAUGUAUACGGCAACACAUAUGGCGCCUUUGGUGACAUGUUAAACAACCCAGCUGCUUUUGGAUUCAGUGUAGUGGACAGGGCUUGUUGUGGGGUUGGGAGGAACCAAGGACAAAUCACAUGUUUGCCGAUGCAGAACCCUUGUCCUAACAGGUCACAGUAUCUGUUUUGGGAUGCAUUUCAUCCUACUCAGACUGCUCUCUCUGUUCUGGCUAGACGAGCUUUCUAUGGACCACCUAUCGACGCAUAUCCUGUCAAUAUCCAACAGAUGACUCUCCUUCACUAGUUUUUUAUGUGUUUGGUUUUAGGUUUUUAAAGUUUGUAUGUUAUGAUACUUGAACUUGUGUAUAAAGCUGAAACAAAAAUGUUUUUUAUCGUAUAAUAACAUGUGAUAAUGAAAA
This is a messenger RNA of Brassica oleracea var. oleracea, 2295 nucleotides long. RefSeq names its product GDSL esterase/lipase At1g71250-like. The transcript is spliced from 5 exons. Gene Ontology annotation, molecular function: hydrolase activity, acting on ester bonds. Lineage: Eukaryota; Viridiplantae; Streptophyta; Magnoliopsida; Brassicales; Brassicaceae. The coding region runs from base 780 to 2180 and encodes 466 amino acids. The record is from RefSeq and is a predicted model, not a curated record.